Molecule: messenger RNA, 2893 nt
Organism: Heteronotia binoei (common prickly gecko)
Lineage: Eukaryota; Metazoa; Chordata; Lepidosauria; Squamata; Gekkonidae
Gene: NOM1
Product: nucleolar protein with MIF4G domain 1
Exons: 11
Coding region: 87-2558 (823 amino acids)
Biological process (GO): ribosomal small subunit biogenesis
Cellular component (GO): nucleolus
Molecular function (GO): RNA binding; protein binding
Source: RefSeq, a predicted model, not a curated record
CUCAUCCUCGCUCGGAGGCCUUUUCAAGAUGGCGGCGGCCUUGAACCGCCGCGCCUGAGGAGAGGGACCUGAUACGAGGGGACGCCAUGAAGCAACCGACUUCCCUCUCCUCAGCGGCUGCCAAAGGCCUGGCCCGAAGAAAGAGACGAGAGAAGAAGAAGCAGGCGGGGCAGCUGCAGAAACUGGGGCUGGCCGUGCGGGAAUUCGUGGAGGCGGCAGCGGGGCCCAGUGUCGUCGUCGGCGGUCCCGAGGCCCUGCUCCAGCAGCCGAAAUGGAGCGGCCGAAGGAACCGGCGGGAGCUGAAGCGAGAGAAGCGCAAACUGAAGCGAGGCCGCCGCCGCCUUCUCCUCAGCGGCAAGGAGGGGCCAACUUCUCAGCCGCCUUGCGGGGCUUCGCCACCCUCGGCCAAGAAGCAGCCGCCGCAGAAGAAGGCGCCGCCGCCGCCGCCCCCGGAGCCAGAGACGCGUCCCCCCGUGAAGAAAGAGCGGCCCAGGCCCGGUCCUUCGGCUAUGUCUUUGGCGCGCAAACGGGCCCUGCUGGCGGCCAAUGAGGCGGAGGAGCGGGAGAUCCGGAGGCUGGAGAGGCAGCUGGGCCUCCGCAAGCGUCGCAAGAAGCAGCAGGCGGGCCUAGGGGAGGCGACCCUGCCUCAGAGCUUCUCCCGCGACGGACUGAGCUACGUGCUGGGCGCUCUGGACUCGGGGGCCGCCUUCUCCGGCCUGGGCGGCAGCAGCGAGGAAGAGGGAGGAGAAGGCGAGGAGCUGGACUGGGGGGUGGAGGGGGAGAGCGAGGGAGACAGCGGCGAGGAAGAUGCUUUGGCGGCGGAGGAAGAUUCAGGGGGUUCAGAAGGAUCCAACGUGGAAGAAGAAGGCGAGGCUGAGGAAGGAGAAGGCGAGUUCCAUGGCUCCAGAAGCCCCGAAUCAGGAGCGGUGGGACUUGCUUCGCCCAGGGAGGAAAAGGAGGGGAUUUGCGAUGGUGCUACAAAGUAUGUUCCUCCUCAGAUGCGAAGUUCUGAAGAAACAGUAGAUGCCAAAAAGAGAGAAGAACUAGAAAGACUGAAAAAAACACUGAAAGGGCUCAUUAACAGGUUGAGCGAACCUAACCUGGCUUCCAUAAGUGGGCAACUGGAGGAACUGUACAUGGCAAACAGUAGAAAAGACAUGAACGAGACGCUGACCAAUAUUAUUAUGAGUGCUUGUGUUACAACCUCAGCAAUGCCCCCCAGACUGAUGAUGGAGCAUGUCCUUUUAGUUAGCAUCCUUCAUAAUACUGUGGGAAUUGAGGUUGGUGCUCAUUUUUUGGAAACAGUGGUGAGGAAAUUCGAUGACGUCUACACAGGCAAGCUUGAAGGGAAAGAAUGUGAAAACCUGCUUACCUUAAUUGCUCAUUUAUAUAAUUUUCACGUCAUGCACUCACUGCUGAUCUUUGACAUCUUAAAGAAGCUUGUUAGCACUUUUUCUGAACAGGAUAUUGAGCUAAUUCUGCUGCUGUUGAAAAAUGUGGGAUUUUCCUUGAGGAAAGAUGAUGCUCUGGCACUGAAAGAGCUUAUUACUGAGACCCAAAAAAAAGCAAAUGCCGUAGGGAAGCAAUUCCAGGACCAAUCAAGGGUUUGCUUUAUGCUGGAGACCAUGCUGGCAUUGAAAAAUAAUGACAUGAGGAAAAUCCCUGGUUAUGAUCCUGAGCCGGUUGAGAAACUACGGAAAUUGCAGAGAACACUGAUUCAUAACAGUGGUUCUGGGAAAGAGGCUCAGCUUCGUGUGUCCUUGGAAUCUCUCCUCAGUGCUGAUCAGGUCGGUCGCUGGUGGAUCGUUGGAUCCUCUUGGAGUGGAGCUCCAAUGAUUGACAGCUCCAGCAACAAAACUCAACAUAUACUACCUACGGGAAAGGUGAGUUCAAAGAUUCUUGAGCUUGCUCGUAAGCAGAGAAUGAACACAGAUAUCAGGAAGAAUAUAUUUUGUAUUUUAAUGACCAGUGAAGAUUUUUUGGAUGCCUUUGAAAAGCUUUUAAAGCUUGGUCUUAAAGAUCAGCAGGAGAGAGAAAUUGUCCAUGUCCUUAUAGAUUGUUGCCUACAGGAGAAGACUUACAAUCCUUUCUAUGCAUACUUGUCUGCCAAGUUCUGUGAAUAUGAUAGGAGAUUCCAGAUGACAUUCCAGUUCAGUAUGUGGGACAAAAUCAGAGAUCUGGGAAAUCUGUCCAAUACCGCAUUCUCCAAUUUAGUUAAUCUCUUGGCUCAUCUGUUAAAGACUAAAUCUGUCUCCCUUGCUGUUUUCAAGGUCAUCGAGUUCAGUGAACUGGACAAGCCAAAAGUGCACUUUUUACGGCGGGCUUUAUCUACACUGUUCCUAAAAACAGACCCAGAAGAACUCUGUUCCAUCUUUGGAAAAUUGGCUGAGAACCCCAAGCUUGGAAUGCUGCACGAAGGACUGAAGCUUUUCCUCUCCCACUUCUUGCUGAAGAACCUGCAAGCCAACAGAAGUGCCUCAGAAGCCUCUCUGCUAAAGGAGCGAAUUGAACUAGUAAACAGGACCUUGAAAGCAAAAGAAUCAAGAGUAAAAUUGUAGCACUACAGACUUAGGACAAAAGACUUCCCGAGUAAUCCUAAAAGGGUUUCUAAGCCCGUUGCGUUUGGAAUGGAGUAAUUCUCCUUAUGGUUGCUAAGUUGAUCUAACCGUUUGCAUACAGAGCUGGAUUUGGUUACAUAUUCAAACACAUUUGUAUUUAUUUUAAAAAUGUACCCAUAUUUAAAUGGUGGUGGUGAUGGAUGAAUGGAGGUGGGGGGGAACCCAGUCAAUUCUUUAACCUGUUUAUAGGGGGAAAGUACAAGAUGAAAUCACUGGUGAAAGCUAAAUUACUUGUAAAGUGUGUCUUUUUUAAAUAAACUGGUUAAUUUCUGGUA